This is a messenger RNA of Penicillium vulpinum, 4287 nucleotides long. RefSeq lists its product as uncharacterized. Gene Ontology annotation, biological process: positive regulation of transcription by RNA polymerase II. The record is from RefSeq and is a predicted model, not a curated record. NCBI's taxonomy places the organism in Eukaryota, Fungi, Ascomycota, Eurotiomycetes, Eurotiales, Aspergillaceae. Bases 1 to 4287 code for a protein of 1428 amino acids. Gene Ontology annotation, cellular component: nucleus. Gene Ontology annotation, molecular function: DNA-binding transcription factor activity, RNA polymerase II-specific; transcription cis-regulatory region binding; zinc ion binding. The transcript is spliced from 9 exons.
AUGGCUGACGACCUCCAGGAUCUGCUGGACAUUCCAGCAGAUCUUACUGUUGAGGCUUCUGUGGAAGCAUCAACCGCACGAUCAGGUCCCCGCAGACUCCCCAAGAAACGAACUAAGACCGGCUGUUUGACUUGUCGAAAGCGCCGGAUCAAGUGCGGCGAAGAGAAGCCAAUAUGCACCAACUGCGUGAAAUCCAAGCGAACCUGCGAGGGAUAUGCCCAGCGAGUCGUGUUCAAGAACCCCAUAGGCAUCUUCGGGUCUUUCAGUACUGGCCACGGCCCGGAUCCGCAGAUAGAGCAGCAGCAUAUGAGGGUGCCGAUAUACAACGACUAUGGCGCUCAACUCCCUCCCCAACAAGCGGCAGCCGCUGCUCAGCAUCCAAUGCUGGCUCCGCGACCUAUUGAUCCGAUAACAAUGGGAUAUCACUCAUUCCCAUCCCAAAUUUCUUCAUCGACUCAAGUCCAGCCGAUUCACGCACCUCCCUUCUAUUAUCCAGCGGCUCAAGUACAGCCGCCAAUCCAUAUAUGGCACACUCAGCCGAUGGCUCAAGCGGAGAGCAAGUUGGCCCCGCCAACUGUGACUGAUAUCUCUCAAGCACAGCAGUCAGUUCAGUCGGGUAAGACGAGCGCUCCACAUAGGCCCCAUGGAAGCGUGCAAAAUAUACCACAUAUCGCCAGUCCGAUCGGUCAGACAGCCGAAGAAUACGCCUCCAAUCUCUCUCCAGCUCUCAAUCCAAUGCCCGGAGGCAGGGAGAGGGAGAUCAAUACUGUUCCUCAGAUCACCCAGCCGCUCCCUACGAUAUAUCAUUAUCAGCCACUGCCAGGGCAGUUACGAUCUCAUGACCAGUUUAUACCCCAUCAGCCACAAGUGAUAUACAUGGAGAAUGAAAGCGAGGAUUAUUACGACGUGGACUCGGAUGAUGAGAUGGUGGAUCAAUCGCAUGCUGAAGGCUUCAACCAGUUGAGUCUCAUCAUGGCCUCUGCUAACCGCGAUGAGCGACAACUCCGCUCCUUCACGACUUACCUGAAUGAACCCAAUGUGCUGGCGUCAUAUCGCCCUACACUUGGCUCUUCUCCCCUGAACAACCCAAAGACCGCCCGUAUCUUUGCUCACUUCAUUCACUCGACUGGUCCAUCCUUGUCUAUAUUUGAACGACAUCCUACUGACUCAUCGAUUGUUUUGGGGGCAGCCGUCCCAUCCGCACAGCAGGGUCUAUGGGUCUAUACACUUGCCCUCAAAGCUUUAGAGCAUCCGGCCCUCCUCCAGGCAAUAUUGGCGAUCAGCAGCUUACACAUUGCAUAUUUACAGCAAGUCCCCACGACAGUAUCUUUGAAGCACUAUCACUAUGCCCUGAAACGAGUUGGUUCUGCAGUCGGUCUUCCCCUCCGACGCAAGCAAGUCGGGACCCUGGCUGCCACGCUUUUACUGGGGUACUAUGAGGUGAUAUCUGCCGACCACUCGAAAUGGAAUAACCAUCUGGGUGGGUCCACCCAUCUGAUCCGAGAUAUCGACUUUGCCAAAACAACCAGAGACCUACGGGCCCAUCGAGGUAGAGCUCACGAGCAGCGACGCCAGUCGGGCUGGUCGAGCUCGUGGUGGGGAAUGCCUGGCGAUAUCUCUGAGGAUGACCCCUUCUCUGAGAAGGAGGACAGCGUCGACGAAGAUCUUAUAGGUACCAUUAUGGGACGAGGAGUCAAUUAUGACCAUUUUGGAUGCAUCAAUGAAGGGAGUCUGCCGCCUUCUAAGAAGCAUUUUACCCGUAAAGAUAUCGAGGUUUUCCGGAUUCAAUGCGAUCUGUACUGGUGGUAUGCAAAACAAGAUGCAUUCCAGAGUUUUAUCGGCGGAAACAAACUAUUAAUGCCAUACUCUCAAUGGGGUCAAUGUCCGCCUCGAGCAGGCAUUGGCCGUUUAGAUGCCAUCUACGGCUCUGCAGAUCAUCUAUGGCUGCUGCUUGCUCGAGUCACAGAUUUUGCCUUCCGUGAUCGCAAGCGAAAAUUGAGAACCUUGAAGGCAGGUGGGGUGGACUGGAGGCCAGGCCCUGAGAUGUUCCAAUUCAUGGGUCGGUUCGCUAGUGGCCCUCCUGGUCAAAGACCUGGACCACCUGGCGGCUUUGGUCCAGGCGCCCCUGGUCCUCCACCUGGCAUGCCUCGUAUGCAGCCUGAAGGGUAUCCCAGGGCCCCCUUUAUGGCAGAGCCUGCUGGGUCAUCUCCUGCUUCAAGCCCUGGACCGCCCUCGGCUGACAGUCCUCCAAUGUAUGGAAUGAUGCCGCCUCAGCCGCCCGCACGCCUUCCCUCGGGAUUCCAAGAUAGACCACCUGAUCCUCGUUCGUCACCAGACGAGGAUGACCCGGCUCACGACAUGAGUUACAAGGAAGCUGAACAAGAAUGGGAAGAGAUCCUGGUUGCUAUGGAUAUAUUCUGUCAAGCUUUGGGCCGCGAUUUCCAACCUUUGCCACCAGAUGUCGCGCCCCCGAUCUCUACACCGUUCGGUCCAGCCCUCCAGUAUCGUACCCACACCAUUGCUGUGAUCUGGGGGUUCUACUAUGCCAUUCGUCUUCUGCUGAAUCGGAUUCAUCCCUCCAUGCCACCGGCCAUCAUGAUGGCAGCUGGGGUAUCUGCCCCAACAACCGCUGGAUUUGCGCAGAUUAUUGGGAAGAUCCUGGCGGGUAUCUACUACCCACAACGCUUCAAUCUCGAAGCUGGAAGCUUGAGUCCGAAUUUGGGUUCUGGAUUGACCGACAUGACAGUACCGCUAUUCUUUGCAGCUGUGCAAUAUAUUGAUCCCACACAGCGAGCUUGGACGAUUUCAAAACUUCGCGACAUCUCUCGUCUGACUGGGUGGAAGAGUGCGGAUGCUAUUGCCGGUGGCUGUGAGAAAGCAUGGAUAGUCGCUGCAAAGCAGGGCCGUGGGCCACCCUAUCAACGGUCAUUUGAGACUGACCGAGAACGGGAACGAGAAGAACAAGAACAAGAGCGUGAGUCUGAGGCUGUGCUGAAGGAGGUUGAAGAUCGUCGGGACCCUGGACUCUCGCGAUCGAUACGAUCGAUACUCACGGGGACCCCCGUGCUCGAACGACCCCGCCAGGCCGAAGAGCGGUUUGAAGCACGCCUCCGUGACGAAGAUCGAUAUGGACCCCCUGCCCGCGCACUCGGGAGGCUCUAUGAGGAUGACCAUCUAGACCACCCACCCCCUGUCAUGUCUCUUGUGGCGCGUGACAGGAGUCGGCGCCGUGACGACAGUCCCUCAUUUCGACGUCCCCAACUACUUAGGCGGCAAUCUUCCUUGGACACUUUCGACCGUAUACCCCGGCGCAAGAUGGAGCACCUUGAUGACAGAGAUCGUGGCCCCCGCGCUCCCCGUGUGCCUGUCGUUGCUCCGCCUCGUCAUCAAUUCCCUCCGGGCCGUUUUCGCGAGCGAGAGGUGUAUGAGGAUAUUAGGAUCGCCGAGCCCGACUACUAUGGUGAUGAAGAGUUCAGAGAUAUUCGUGACCGAGACAUGGUUGAUCGCCGCCGCCGCUCUAGCAGUACUAUACGCAGACCUCAUGAGGAGAAGCCUUACCCACGUAAAGGAAAGACUCGUGUUCCUCGUCACCUUGCUCAUAUUCACGCCAUCAUGGAUCUAGGGUAUCCAUUCAAGGAAGAGGCGGAUGUGAUCGUCAUUCAAAAGGCAUUGUCGAAGGAACAGAUCGACGAAGUGCUCAGUUUGAGCCGCGAGUUCAGGCGGCCUUCACCCGUAGAAAUGGAAACUGAAUAUCUCCGCUUGUCCCCGUCUCCUCCACCAAGGGAACGGGCACGCGAACAGGUGACAGAGUACCUGCGUGUUGAGGCUUCUCCUCGUACCAGCCAGGCAUUCGUCGUGGAUGCAGCACCCUCCCGACACAGAUCGCAGUCGCGCCACCAUGUAGACCAGUACGAGGAGAUUGUAGAGAGGCCGCGAGCGCGGGGAGUCUCUCGACGACGAGCUGUAUCAGUCCAUGAUAGUGGACCUCAUCUCGCUCCUGUACAGUACAUCCAGGAGCGAGAAUCUGACGCGGUUCGGGCGGGUCAGAUGGUUGUCAUUCGUCCACGGGAGAGCGAUCACGACGUGAGUGAUUAUAUUCGCGAGCUAGAAGAGGAGACAAGACUUCUUCGUCUGGAGAGGCAGGGUGGAAUUGAGAUCACCCAGAGACGCGAGACAGAUAUCAUUGAUGAUAGAGGCAAUCAUGAGGAGAUUACUGAGACCCGGAGGCAGGAGCGUUCAGAACCCAACUCUCGCAUCAUGCGUGCUAUGAUGGCAACUCUGACCUAA